Messenger RNA from Dama dama (fallow deer), 5202 nucleotides. RefSeq lists its product as uncharacterized. The transcript has 6 exons. The record is from RefSeq and is a predicted model, not a curated record. NCBI's taxonomy places the organism in Eukaryota, Metazoa, Chordata, Mammalia, Artiodactyla, Cervidae. The coding region runs from base 1244 to 2341 and encodes 365 amino acids.
UGUUUGAGGCCAUAGAGAGGGAUGGGACAGUGACUGUGAUGUGGGGAAUUUUUUUCCUAGAGUUGGUUGUCAAGAAUCCAGACCUUACCUGUGAUUCACUGUGUGACUUUGUGCAGGUCAUGCAGCCACUCUUGAUCUUAGUUUUCACAUCCAGGAAAUGGGUUUAGUGCACCGUGCCCUGAGUACCUUGAGUGCAUGAUUGUGGGGCCAGCCUUGUGGAUGCAGCAUUGAGGCCUGGGCAGCUGAGGAGAAAGCUUCAGUGGGCAGGAGAAGGAGGCAUGGAUCAGGAGUUAUGUAGAUGGGGCUUCUCCUGUGGUAUGUGGGGCAUGACAGUUCUCAGGUGUGAGGUAUUCAGUCUGGGGAGAAGACACCAGAGUGGGAGCCUCAGUAGGUGGCGGUGAGUCUGAGGCAGCUGAGGCUGUGGACAGGAGGAGUGUAGAUAUCCACGCCUGCCCCUCCAUGAUAGCAGGAGCAGGGCUGGCAAAGGAUGAAAGGGAAGUUGUGGGUGUGAUGCAGACAAGAGCCUAUCAGAGACUGUGGGGUCUGGCUUUGUCCUGUGUGUUGGCAGGAUAACUGGUACUAGUGACAACUAAGAAAACCAGAAGAGUGCAAGCAAUAGAUAAAUGCCAAUAUUUGUACUGGGCAUGUGGGAACGCGACACUUUUAACAACGAUCUUUAUUUUCUUUUAGUAAUGGCUUCUUACUUAAGCAACAGAUAGUUGAAGUUCACAGAAAAUCAAAAAGGAAGGUUAUCUCACUAAAUGAUGUAAAGAAGAUGUCUUGCCCACCCUGGCUAUAAUAGUGUGGUGCUGUAGUGUAAUAGUUCUGUGCUGGACCACAGGUUGAUAUUAGUGACCAAGGCUGCCUGGGCUGAGCUGUUAACCAGGGGAAACUAGGAAAGGGAUUAUAAUGGGGGUAGGGGUAAGGAGUGUGCGAUCACCAAACUAGCAUGACCACAGAAAUGGGGCGCCUUGCCUACAGUACAGGUACAUCAUAAAGUGGAGUUGUUUAUAUAUUUUUCUGCAAUAGUUUAUUGAGGUCCUAUUGUAGGUUCUGGGGAUGAUAUGAAACAUCUGAAUGGCUUAUUCUAUCCAUGUGAACUGGCAUCCAGAACUAACUUGGUAGCCCCACCCUUGGGGUGGGGAAGAGCUCAAGAACUCGUAGGAGUGAAGCCUUUCCCGCUCGCUUGCUGCUCCUCCUAAAUGUUUCCUCUGUAGCUGCAUAGGCUGGCAGGCAGCCUGAGAUGGAUCCCUCCUCAGAAGACCCCCACCUCUGCUGGGCCGCCCGGCUCCUGGGACUCACCAGCCUCCUCCUCAGCAUCUGCAGCACAGUGGUCCAGAGUUCUGGAAAAUAUAAUUCUGAAGUUCAGAAUUCUGGAUUUGUUCCCAUGCAGGGGAUUCAAGGACAUUCUGUGUUGUUUCAUAUAGUCAAGAAGCAAGAAGCUGACCCAGAGGAGGUCUCAUGGGGCUUUGGCCCUGAGUCAAACUACAGAGUCCUGCUGCGAGUCCGCCAUGGGACAGACACCCCAACCUGGGUCAGCCUCCAGGACAAGUACCAGCACAGGGUCCAUGUGCCCAAUGUGACAUCCCUGAGGAUUGAGAACCUGACCCCAGAGGACAGUGGGCAGUACCGGGCUCGAGUCAGCUUCACUGGAGGAAGAGAACUUACUCAGGUUUUCCACCUCACUGUCUAUGAGCCCAUGCUUCUUCCUGAGAUCCUGGUCAAGUCAUUAUCCAUCACACCAGACUGGUGCAAUGUCACCCUGGAGUGCAGGGACCCAGGGAACAGAGAGGACCUGGAGGUGACCUGGGAGAGCGAGGGUCUUCCCAGGGAGCUGGAGUGGAGUGGGACACCAGGACCAGCCCCCAGCUCCUGGAGCCUGCAUGUGAACUUGUUCCUGAGCCAGCCCAAUGCCAGCCUCACCUGUGUGGUCAACAACCAUGUGGACAAGAAAAUUGUCACUGUAGACUUUGGGAAAGUCUGUUUCCCUGGUGAGUGCAAUCUGCCAGAGGAGAGGGACACUCGUGGAGCUCAGGUUCACAAGAACAGACCAUUGCUGGUCUCCUGGAAGGCAUCCUAUGGGCCGUGGUGGUUGUGCUAUUUUUCCUGGGAACUGGACUGUACUUUUGGAAGACAUAUAAGAAGGAAAGGAACACAGAGAAUGGAAGAGGAGCAGCAUUGCAGGAGGACCACAGGAACCAAGGUGAUGGCGACUGGGCAGAGCAGAGCCAGGAAGAGUUUCAAGAAGGCAUGUACCAGAGUAUCAGUGCACAACGUCUGGAACAAGAGUUGCCUCUCCACACUGUCUAUUCUGCAAUCCGGAACACAGGCGAGGGUAUGAAGAUAAUAUAAUUGGAGGAAACAAAGGAAUCUUGGGACACCUCUACUCUGAUGCUGACAUCCUUCAGAUACCUGCUUCAAUUCUGGUUCAGCUCUGCUUGCUCUUGGUCUUUUACUUUGACCUUUGUGAUCUCAGCUCAACAAGAGAUGGACCUGGAAUUUCAGAGCUAAUAAUGGACCAAGUUUUAUCUUGGGCACUCUACAAAUAUUAUUUAUUCUAGUUCUCACAAGGAACCUCUUUAGGAUAGGUAUCAUGUUCUGUAUUUUAUAGAACAGUAAAUAUUAUUCCCAAGCUGUUGGUGGCAGACAAAAACCUUAAAUUCAAUACUGAGUGAAUCCAGAUUUCACAUAUUACCCUUUCUCUACAUGGGCACUGAAUCCUGAAAAUUUGGAUGGGAAUAUGCUUCAUUUAUUCCUCUCCCAAAGACCUAGCCUCUGAUGCUGGUGCUGCAAUAUGGACUGAGUUCAUUGUUGAAUCAUCUGGUGGCUAAAGAGGUAUUUCCCCUUAAGUGGACAAUGGGGACUUGGUAUGUGGGAGAUGUGGGAAGAGGGAUCUUGACCUCAGUUUAGAGGAAACAUUCUGAGAGGAAUGCUUCUCACUCUUGGGUCUUGUAAGAGUCCUUCCUCUCCUUACAAGGUGUGUUGUGGAUUUCAGCAGCACAGUCACUCCACUUACAUUGUUAUUCAAAAGUUCACUCAAUAGGUUUUACAUAAGUUUUUCGUUUAAACAUUCAGUGAUUCUGUGAGGCAGAAAUUUCCACUGCACAGGUGGAAAACUAAAACUUACAGAUGUUAAACACCACAUUUAAGCUUCUCAAGUAAAGUGAUAUGCCUGAUUUGGGUUUACAGAGGAUCACAGUUUCACUAAUUUUGACUCUCUUUUCCUCCAUUAUUCCAGAUACCCAACCAAUCAUUAUCUUCCAUUGAGUUAUCCUUCAAAAUGGUUUUUGUAGUCCACCCUCCUCUCAUUCUUUUAUUCUUAUUUUCUACCUAUAGAAAUAUUCUACCUGCAGUUUCACCAUUUUCACAUUUCCACCAGCAAUAUAGGAGGAUUCCUGCACAUAACUCUUAUAAUUUUUUGAUUAUAACCUUCCUAGUAUGUGUCUGAUGUAAUAUCGCAUUGUCAUUUUGAAUUGCAUUUCUCUAAUAAUUAAUGAAAUUAGAAGACGAUUGCUUCUUGGCAGGAAAACUAUGAAAACAUAGACAGUGUGUUAAAAAGCAAAGAUGUCAUGAUGGUGACACAGGUCCAUAUAAUCAAGGCUAUGGUAUUUCAAGUAGUCAUGUACAGUUGUGAGAGCUGGGCAAUAGAGAAGGCUGAGUGCCAAAGAAAUGAUGCUUUUACACUGUGGUGGUGUAGAAGGCUCUUGAGAAUCCCUUGGAAAGCAAGGAGAGCAAACAAGUCAAUCUUAAUGGAAACCUGGGAUACUCAUUGGAAUGCUUGAUGCUGAAACUGAAGCUCCAAUAGUUUGGCUACCUGAUGUGAACAUCUGACUCAUUGGAAAAGAUCCUGGUGCUGGGAAAGAUUGAAGGCAGAAGGAGAAGAGGGCAACAGAGGAUGAGAUGGUUGGAUGGCAUCACUGCUUCAGUGGACAUGAACUUGGGCAAAUCUGGGAGAUGGUGAGGGACAAGGAACCCUGGUGUGCUGCAGUCCAUGGGGCUGCAAAGAGUUAGACACAUCUUGAUGACUGAACAAAAACAAUGAUGAUGAAUAAGGUUGAAUAUUUUUUCAUGUGUAUUAACUAUUUGUAUACCUUAUUUGAAUUAAUCUGUCUCUCCCUCUAAGUCUCUCUCAUCAUGCUUUGUUUCCACCAUACCAAUAGAACUGCUUUUGUUCAAGUCACUAGGAAACUUCAUGUCAUUAAAUCUAAUAGAUGGUCUGUUCCAUCUCCCUUGAAUCUCAUCAACAAUGGCACUGUCCUUGCUUGAAUCCCUGCAUCACUUUGUAUUCAACAAUCACAAUUCUUUCUCUCACACUCAGUGGUAGCUUCCUUGUUGCUUUGGCUAGUUUCUUUCUUAUCUCUUCAAUCUCGCAAUUCUGGAAUAUCCUAGGGAUCAGACACAGACCAUCCACAUCACCUUUCUUCACUAUCUACAUUCAUUACUUUCUGGUGUUAUGGCCAUGCACUAAUCCCCAAACCUGUGUCUAUGUAAACUUACGAGGCAAAAAUGUCUUACAGAUGUAAUCAAAGUUAAGGUCCCUGAGAUUGGGAGUUACUCUGGAUUAUCUAGGUGGUCCUAUUUUAAUCAUGGAAGUUCAAAAAAGUGGAAGAAUAAGAGGUAGAAAAGUGGGUCUGAGAGAUAUGAGGUGAGAAUUUGACAUACUAUUGUCUUUGAAGAUGGAGUAAGAGGAACAUAAGUCCAGCACAUAUUGGGGUUUGUAGAAGCUAGGAAAGCUUACAACUAGGGGAACAUGAAGACUUCAGUCUUACAAUUGCCAAGAACUGAAUUCAGGUCAUAACAAGAACCAGCAGAAAGUGGAUUCUCCUACUGAGACUCUAGAAAGGAUCAUAGCUUAUGAAUACCUCAAUUUAAUAUCAGUGAGACUCACACCAGAUUUCUGAUUUUCAGAACUGUGAGAUAAUAAUUUUGUGUUAAGCAACUAUAUUUGUAGUGAUUUCUAUGGCAGCAAUAGAAAACCAAUAUAGAUAUGUACCAUCUCAUGAUUUUAAAUACUUGACUGCUCCAAAAAUUCUGGUCUGGAUUUCUCCAAAAGAGUCCACAUUGUAAAUAUCCAACUGUUUACUUGACUCUCCACUUCGAUGUAUAACAGAUAUCUCAAAUUUUACAUGUUUAUGUUUAAGCUUCCUAACCAUGUUCUCGUACAGUUUUCCAAUCCCAAUAAAUGCUACCUUCAUACUUUCA